AUGGAGACUAUGAUACCAAAGGUGAAAGUGCUAAAGAAGCGUCGCUCUAGUCUUUUUGCAACCGUUAAACGGGAAAUUAGUUUUUCACAAAGCAUUGAAGAACAGGAGCAUGAAUUUCCUUUUUCACAGGACAGCUCAGUGAAACCAUGGACAUCUAUGAACAACCUUGAUGCUCCUGAUGAGAAAAAAAAUGAAUCAAAAUAUCAAACCAAAGAUGCACCAAACCCAAGGCAGUCAAACAUCGUCAACCUCAACGUGGGUGGAAAGGUGUUCCACAUCCCGAAACAUUUGGUCCUCCGACACCCAAAAACCAGGAUUGGUGUCCUUGCCCUCUGCGAUGAUCCAGUCAAGCGUCUGACACUCUGUGACGAUUACAAUGUUCAGAACAACGAGUUCUUUUUCGACAGGGACCCCAUGUUUUUCCACUACAUAUUCCACUUUUACUGCAGUAAUGUCCUGUGGGUUAUGGACAGCCUUUGCCCUGUCAACUUUGAGGAAGAGAUGUCAUUCUGGGGACUGAAACUGAAGGACACUCCAAGGUGCUGCCGUAUUCUGUUUGAGGAAAAAGUGGAUGACAUCAGAGACCAACUCAAGGUCAACCAGGAGCUGCUUGAUGAGAUUAAACCUCACCAGGAUGACGAGGGAUACAAGAACAUGUUUCUUGGAGGCCUUCGAAAGGCUCUCUGGGACCUGAUGGAGAAUCCCUACUCCUCAUUGUCAGCCAAAGCCUUUGCUGUGUUUUCCAGUCUCUUCGUGCUCAUCUCGAUUGUUGCCAUGACAAUGAACACAGUGAAAGAACUCAGGCAGUACAAACUCGCUGGCAAAACCUACAUGGAGUGGAUAGAGAUCGCUUCCAUUCUUUUCUUCACCUCAGAGUACUUUCUGCGGUUAGUCACCACAUCCAACAUCAAACAUUUUGUGAAGAGUGCCCUCAACUUUGUUGAUAUGGUGGCUGUUAUGCCCUACUUCAUCCAGAUCAUUUUUGAGACAUUUGUUAUAGAUGCAGAAGAUGUCAGUGGGCAGCAAGAUUUGAAGACCAUGGCAAGGGUCAGUAAAGUCAGCAAGGUGCUCAAGGUCGUCAAGCUGAUGCGCAUCUUCCGUAUCCUGAAGCUUGCCCGUCAUUCUACAGGCAUGAGAGCAUUUGGUUUCACCAUUCGCCAGUGCUCUGAGCAGGUGUGCUGUCUGUUUCUAUUCAUUGCCAUGGGCAUCUUUACCUUCUCUGCUCUGAUGCACUCUGUGGAAGUGGAUCAGCCCGGGACACCAUUCAGCAGCAUACCAGAUGCCUGGUGGUGGGCUGCGGUCAGCAUCUCUACUGUGGGCUACGGAGAUGUUGUCCCUAUCUCCUAUCUUGGCCGCUGUGUGGCUUUUGGCUGCAUCUCGUUUGGCAUCAUCCUCAAUGGCAUGCCCAUCUCCAUUCUGUUCAACAAGUUCUCCGACUACUACGCCAAGCUGAAGGAACAGGAAUACACGUAUUCAAACACAGAGCGCAGCUUCCAGCUCAAGAAACGUCUGAGGCGUAAGUUUGACGGCUGCUUCGAACCCCAGCCAGACGACUCCGAUGAUGAGAUACACUACCGGCCCAGUGGAAGGCAAACCAUCCGUGAGAGCGAGGACUGAGAGAAGCUGCCUGGUCACUAAGUCGCUAACCCUAAAUGGCCUUAUCACCCAUGGGUGUAGAAAGUGUGAGACCCCAUCUGCCUCCAACUCUGAGCCUGUGUGAUUUAAGAUAAACAAUCUAAAGGGGGGGGCAAAUGAGGCAGCAGCAAGUUGAGAUAAGCUUUAAGCCUCAGCUUUAUAGUCGUUGCUGUUUGCACGCAAUGGGUGAUGACUACUCUGUCAAAUAGACAAGAUGCUCCUGCUGGACAGCUUGUUGUCUGUCUCCAAGAAUAGCGCCCGGCUGCAACCAUUGCUGACUAAACUGAAAUAGAUGUUUGACAGAAGGAGGUCAGGUAGUAACAUUAUUAAUGAAGCAAUGUUGCACUUUGAAGGGAGCAUGGUGCUUGUGAAAAACUCUUUUCAUUGGAAGUGCUAUUAAUGAACUGUUUUGGACAACUACAUGGUCUCUUACAUGUUACUUUACAUUCCUGAUACUCCGCACAACAGACAGUAUUACUUUGACUUCAGUCUUCUGUAAAAAUUUUGGCUAAUAGCUGGUGAAGCAUCAUGUUGGACUGUAGUCAUUGUUUUCCACUUUUUUAGACUGAGGAUAUUUAAAUGUUCAAGCAAUGAAAACUUGAGAAAAAUCAUCAUCACCAACAUCGCCCGUGCAAAGCUGUCCCAUCACAUGCCAUGCGUCAUGCAUAGCAAUCUUGUGGAAACCGCACCUUUUCUUUCUGUCCGGUCACUCAGCGUGCUCUUGACUGUACCUAAGUGGGAGGGGAGGCGCAGCAGGGGGGGUGUCAGUAGCUAUUAAGAUCAUGAGUGUAAAUUUGUUCUCAAGGAUUACCAGGAUUUCCGCUUGCACCUCCUGCCUGGUUGGACAGGGGCGAAAGUCAAUCAGGUCCUGCGCUAUUUGAGUCGCACUGAGAAUCUGAUCAGGUGUGUACGAUCAGGUCCUAUUUCAAGAGCUUACAAGCCACUUUUAUGAGUGAUAGCAUAUCAAUUAGUUUCUGAUAUAGGUUUCUCAUACAGGAAAAUGCAGAUAAGAGCUUAUAAUUGUAUAAACAGCAGGUCAAUGUUUGGCACAGUCUCUGCAGGGAGUGAGAACUGAGCUCGAAUGUUCCUGGACUUUUAAUGUCAGAAUCAAGCAUGUCCCAGUUCUGUAGUAAGAACUGUCCCUGCAGUGUGUGCUGGCUGUGUUUAGCUCUUCAGCUAAGAUCAUUAGACCAGCUCCUGCCCUGGACAACAGUUCUCCAAAGACCAAAAGUACAGUAAGCAAAUGCAUUAUCUCAUCUCAAUGUGUUUUAUUGGCUACUCACUCAGUGCUAUGGACAAAGACUGCAGCUUUUGUAGUAGAUCUGCUCAAGACCGGUCUGUUCGGUGCGCUGGAGUACCAUCCCCGACCACGCCCACUGACCCUCUGUCCAGCUGUGCUGAAGAUGUGUCGUGCCUCUGGUCAUGACAAAACACCCUGCACCUGCAUUGGUCACCUCUGAUUUACAAACACACAGCUCUAUAAAGUAUUAGUCAUUAGUUUCCCCCAAAUGAAACACAAUUAGAGACAGUGAAUUAUUGAGUGAAAUAUCAAUAUAACAUUAUGAAUCUUUUCAUUUGAGUUUUAUGCAAAUACAAAAAUACUUGUUGAAAGGUAAGAAUUUAUUUAUGAACUAGUGACAGAUGUGUCCACAUUCUAUUUAUAUUUUUCCUGACACAAUAGUAGCCAAAAGAUUUCAAGGGUUUUGUUUGGGGAGUCACUGAUUGAAAUCUGUUCAGUCUGAUCAGUUUUAUAUCUCUUGUGCAUGAAUGAUUGUAACUGUAUGAAUUGUAAACAGAAGGUGACAAAGGUAAAGGACAUUUUAUGAAAUCUUACAGGUAUGUUUUAGCUAUUUAAUUUAUUUCAUUCCUAUUUCAGAGUUGAAAAUUUAUACAGUAUAUUACUCAGUGACUGUACAGAAUACUGUGAAAUGUGUCAUUAAUUUUCUUUAUCGUACAUAAAAACAAAACAGAAAAAAACAAUUUAAUGCAAUACAGGCUGGAAACCAUGUCAAACACAGAUUUUAUUAUGUAUUAAAAUAUGUACU
Molecule: messenger RNA, 3680 nt
Organism: Seriola aureovittata
Lineage: Eukaryota; Metazoa; Chordata; Actinopteri; Carangiformes; Carangidae
Product: potassium voltage-gated channel subfamily V member 2
Exons: 4
Coding region: 1-1617 (538 amino acids)
Biological process (GO): potassium ion transmembrane transport; protein homooligomerization
Cellular component (GO): voltage-gated potassium channel complex; membrane
Molecular function (GO): delayed rectifier potassium channel activity
Source: RefSeq, a predicted model, not a curated record